Acanthamoeba castellanii str. Neff is the source of this 780-nucleotide messenger RNA. Its product is annotated as reductase. Lineage: Eukaryota; Discosea; Longamoebia; Acanthamoebidae. Bases 1 to 780 code for a protein of 259 amino acids. The transcript has 3 exons. The record is from RefSeq and is a predicted model, not a curated record.
AUGUCUGCCCCUUCUGCUACCACCCAGCAACGCAUUCUCGAAGGCAAAGUGGCCAUCGUGACCGGCGCCUCUCGUGGCAUCGGAGCUGCCAUUGCCAAGCGUCUCGCUGCUGACGGUGCUCUCGUUGCUGUCAACUAUGCCAAGAGUUCCGACGCUGCUGCGACAGUGGUGAAGGAGAUCAAGGCCGCCGGCGGUGAGGCUCAUGCCUUCCAGGCAGAUGUGGCCUCGAAGGAACAGAUCUUCCGCCUUGUUGAAGAGGUCGUGCGCCACUGGGGCCGCCUGGACAUCCUCGUCAACAACGCUGCAACUCCUGGCGUUGCUAGUGCAGUCGAAGACGUCACGGAGGAUGUAUUGGAGAACGUGCUGGCCACGAACUUCAAGGGUCCGUUGUGGGGCAUCCAGGCAGCGUCGAAGGUGCUUAAGUCCGGAGGCUCCAUUAUCAACAUCACCAGCAUCGCCUCUCGCGGGUGGCCGGACUUGUCAGUGUAUGGGGCAACAAAGGCGGCAGUGCAGACCUUGAGCAUCACGGCAGCCAAGGAGUUGGGCCCAAGGGGCAUCAGGGUCAAUUCGGUCGCCCCUGGCGUCAUCCCCACCGACAUGUCUCGCGGCGCCUUCCCGCCAGGCGGGUACGAACAGAUGGAGGCACAGACCAAGCAGCUCACUCCAUUGGAACACCGAGUGGGAACAGUGGAAGAGCUGGCCAACGUUGUAGCCUUCCUGGCAGGCCCCGAGGCCAGUUGGGUGACCGCUCAGACCAUCGACGUCGCCGGAGGCGCCUAA